CCAAGCAGGCAACGCCUCGGACGACCUUGGAAGGCCCUCCAGCUUCAUCUGUCUACUUCUAAUCCUCAACCCUUCAAGAUGUUUGCGACCAAGGUUCUCCGGGCCUCCGCAGCAGCACAUGCUGAGCGUACCCCCAUGAUCAAGUUCUUGGGAAAGCGUACCAUCCCAUCUUCGAUCGAUCACACGCCUCACGCUCAUCCCGCCUCCCCAACCCACGAGCUCCCAGCAGGCUUCGGUUCCUCACCAUCCUUCUCCUCCUACCGACAACAGGCACAGCAGCACGGUCCUCUCGGUAAGGCUGGCAAGUCUGGCGGCAUUGGUGAUCGCUCUGGACACUCUCUUGGGCCCGUUACUCCGGCCAAGGGCGAAUACUUCGAUCGUAAUGAGCUUCCUGCACGCUUCCGCCGAAGACCACUUGAUAUUGCGGAGAUCGAUGCCAUUGAGACCGGUGGGGCCACGUUGGUCUGCUGAGCUGCUUGAGGAGGCAGUUGUACGAAUAUGCAGU
Molecule: messenger RNA, 505 nt
Organism: Amorphotheca resinae ATCC 22711
Lineage: Eukaryota; Fungi; Ascomycota; Leotiomycetes; Helotiales; Amorphothecaceae
Exons: 2
Coding region: 79-471 (130 amino acids)
Biological process (GO): 2-oxoglutarate metabolic process
Source: RefSeq, a predicted model, not a curated record